Aphis gossypii (cotton aphid) is the source of this 2048-nucleotide messenger RNA. RefSeq lists its product as uncharacterized. The transcript is spliced from 4 exons. NCBI's taxonomy places the organism in Eukaryota, Metazoa, Arthropoda, Insecta, Hemiptera, Aphididae. The record is from RefSeq and is a predicted model, not a curated record. Bases 309 to 1721 code for a protein of 470 amino acids.
CAAUGCCACUGAACUUGAUCAGUCGCAGUUUGUUGUCAACAAGUGAAGUGCAUAGCUCAGAAACUUUUUAGUAAAGGUGUUCAGUGUUUUGCUUUUAUUGUGUGUUAAAAUUUUUUAAGACCCAGUUGUAAUUUUUAUUACAUGUUUUUUUAUUGGGACUUAUAUUUUUAGUUAUCAAAAAGUAUUUGACAAUGAACAUGCAGAUGUAAAAUUUUAAGCAAAUGAUAUGCGCGUUCGACUUUGAUAAUAUCAUCGCACCAUUCACUUAAUUUCAAGGGCUUUAAAUAUUGAAUAAAUUUGUUUGAAAAAUGAGUGUUAAGAUACUAACAGUUAUGGUUGUGGCACUGAUGUUAUUCAAUGACUCUUCAUUUAUUACGACUGCUCAGCUCGAUGCUUCGACUGAUGCGCCUCUUCUACCACAAGCAAAUCGGACUUCAAAAGAACUGCAAGAUAAAUCUAAAUUGGUUCAGGAUAUAAGUGUAGAACUAAGAACUUCUGGUCGCAAAUCAACUACUGACGAUUACAAUUCAUUUUCGUCUUUGACAUCUGAUGUUUUUGUUGAGACCCCGUCAUCAGUUCCCAAUCCUAAAUUAUACCCUUCGCUGACAACCAGUAUGCCAGCAUUUGUAACACGUGGUAGAUAUAUCAGGAACCCGUUUUACUUCAGCAAGGAUGAUCAAGAAGUUGAAUUCGAAGAAGAUCAACACGCUGAUGUGUUGUUAAAUGGUGGAUUUCCAAAAUGGAAUAGAUAUAAUACCAAUCACAGACAGUUGAAUAAAUAUGGGCCGACACCGAUUGAAACAGACAUUACUGUCGAUGAAGACGGAUCGACCGGUUAUGGAAGCACGUUCGAUUUUGGCGGCGGAGGUGGUAACGCAGGGGCUUCUAGUUACGAUUCUGGUAGUUACCGCAACCCAAACAGCGGAUGGUCAGGAGGAGACAGCAUGAUGGAGUGGUACAACGAACCUAUACCGCAGUCGUCGCGUCCCGUUCCCAUAAUCGCUGAAAUUCGACAUCCUAGCAAACACAAAAUGUCCAUUGAUGUGACGAAAAUAGGUCUUUUAGCGUUGAUCAAGAUCGCGAUGGCUAAGCUGAAAGCACUGGGUUUUAUCAAGGCCAUGUUGCUCAUGUUGUUCAAACUUAAACUCCUCAUACUUGUACUGGUCAUCAAGGCGCUAAUGCUAAUGAAAAUGGUGAAAAUGACACUGUUUCUUCCAGCUCUCCUAUCAAUCUUUACGUUUCCGAUGAUCUUAUCGCGCUUAACGAACAUGCAUUCGUUGCUAAACCAGCCGGUUCUAGUGCCGAAUGGCUUUGGCCAGAACCAGGGAAACAAUCCAGGUGGAAAUGAUCAAGGAAAUGACGGGGAUGAUGGGGACGAGUCGAAAAAAAUAAAAAGGAGCAGUCGUCUAGACCAAUUGGGAGUAAUGGGAACCAUUCCGACCAGCUUUAGACAAAUCAUGCGGUCGGAAAAAUGUGUUGAGAGAGUGUCUUGCCGUAUGGCUGGUGCAGAACGACCGAGUGUGUUACUCAUUUGGUUGAACUGGUUAGCAUCACCUAUAUCGAACUAUAUACCGAGCAAGAAAAUAAGAUCUUUCGUUUCAACAUUUACCGAAGUAACCAAUUUUCGUUUAGAUAAUUUACACACAAGAUUAUUACCAACUAAUUGGACCGAAUGGUGUAAUGAACAUUAUUCGUGUGAUGUAAAUAAAAGUGAAGGAUAAAAUAUAGUUACUUGAGUAAAAAUAUUUUUUUUAUUAUUUAUUAUUCAAUAUUUAUUGUAUAACCAUACGUUUAGUAAAAAUGUUAAGAUAUGUUUAAAAUACUUCGAAUUUUGAAAUUACUGUAUUCAAAACGUUUGUAUUAUUGGCGAUGAGCAAAUAAAUUGAAUUCAAUUAUGUGUUAGUUUUAUUUAAGAAGGCGUCCGUCAUAUCCACAUGUGUUGUUGUCUCCAUUUAUAAGAAACACACAACAUAAAGCAAUUACUUAUUCAUUCAGAACAAUUAAGUUAAUUUUAAUUUUGAAUUGAACUUAUCUAUUAUCAAAUUUAA